CUGCCCGGGGACCCCGGGUGACAGGCGGGCUGGGGGUCUCUGCUAUGCCCAGCCCUGGGGGUGCAGCCCCUGGGUCCGGCAGACCCCCGGCACGAAGUACCGGCGGUUUAAUAUCAAAUUACUCCUGCUUUUUUGAGCGAUGCCCCCCAGAAAGCCCUCUCUGGGUUCAGGCUCCAAAAGCAGUUAAUAAAUUAAUUCUCUCCGAAGCGAAUCGCAGCUGGAGAGCAGGCAGGGGACGCACCAGCCUCCCCCCAACCCGGGGUCAGGGCCCGGCACGCCGUGGCUGGGGCAUAUCCUUAUUUUCCCCUUGUUUUGCAUCCAGGCAGGUGGAGAACGAGCACCUGCGCCCCGGGGAGAGAGCGCAGGACGUGACCCGGACUGAGGAGGAGGAGGAGGAGGAGGAGGAAGGCGAGUCUUCGCACUUCCACAAACCGUCCGCGGUCUCGGGCCUGUGAGUUUGGAGGGGACAGCAGGAGGGGACCCCGCUGGCACCGGGCCGGCAGCAGAUGCCCUCCGACACCCUCCUGGCUCCGCUUCCACCCGCGGCGGCAACGCCCGAGCCGUGGUGCUACACCGGCAGCGCGAAACCCCGCUCCUGCCCGGCCGGUCGGGUCGGUCUGGAUCCGCGAGGAGCCCUGCGGGAGCGGCCAGGGCGAAGCAUCGCCCCAGAGAUGUGCUGGGGUGCGGGGACCUGCUAAUGCCCGGCUGCCGUGGGGCUCCGCGGGCCUCGCGGGGGCCAGCACUGGCUGGAGGUAAGGAGAGAAGAGAGGUCGCGGUGGUGUUUAAAAGAUGACCUAUUAGUAAGUGUUAAUUGGUACCUGGAGCCUGCAGUGUCACAGGCACCUGAAUCAUCCGAGAGGGGACGAUGCCCCAGACGGCAGCGCGUGCAAUGAAGUUCCUCCGGCUCCCAAUUGCUGGGAGCCAGCAGGCUAUUUUUGGGAAGCAUGGCUGCAGGAUUUUGUCGGUCACGCGCCCUUCCCAGGGCACGUGCCGGAGUUGGGCUGGCUCUCCAGGCGGCUCAGCCCAGCCUUUCCCGUGGCCGCAUGGUACCUCUGCGCUGGCAGCAGCACGUGGCCGACUCGUUCUUCCCAGGCUGCUGCUGCGUCAAAGAUGCCAUGACUUGUCCCGUCACCGCGUUUGGCAGAGUGACGCUACUACCACCCAAAACGGGCUGAUGGAUGGCACGGGAUGGACCGGCAGUGCCCGGAGGUGGGAAGUCCUGGGAAAAUUAGGAAGCGGUGGGGCAUGAUGGAUGAGCUGGGUUUAGCCGUGGCCUGGAGAAGAGUGGGGAAGGCAGAGGUGAGAGCUCGGUGUGCCGGGAGCGGAGCAGCACAGCGGGCGUCCCGCCAUCUGCAAGAGCAGGAUUUCAGCUGGAAGAGCAUGGGUUGACCAGAGCAGGGGUGGGGGUGGGAGCCCAGCUGAGCCAUAAAGUACAUCCAGCCAAGCAAAGGACUCAAAAUGUACUUGGCUUUUACAAACUCCACUAACUAGCUGAGAUAAGACACGAUUCCCACUUUACAAGUGUGCACCGGCAAACACUUCCAUUAAAACAUCAGGCAGAAAGUCUCUGGCUCUCUAGUUGCGCAGAGACUGAGCUGGCAAUGUGACUCUGCUCUAACCAGCCCUGGCUGCAUCCACUGGAAACCUGGGCACAAGCGGCUGCCCAGCUUGGCAUAGUGCUGAGGGCAUCUUUCUGCCUGCUCACCAACGGGGAGAAGGCUUUCUGUGACCUAAGCUUAAAGUCUGAGAAGUCGUUACUGAAAACAGAUCAAAGGCAGCAGAGGCAGCCAGCAUCAGAUUGCUUAAAAAUCACGAGUUAAAAAUCUCUGCCCCUCUCCCAGAAGAAGAUGAGGAUGCGUACGGUCAUCUGGAGUUCAUACUGUAGAUCCCGUGCCUAAUGGCAGCAUCCUGUUACCUACUGCAUUUCUUGAUCCUCCUCAUGCACCUGUGCAAACCUUCUGGGAUUUUUUGAAUGCUUUGUAUGAAUUGGUGCUGAUUCAGCCGUUGGUAGCAGGUAGUCCUUUUCCCAGUGUGACAUCCCCAGGGUUUGAAGCCAGAAUGAUCAUAAUUUUGAUUCCCUUCCCUUCUAGCUUAAUUCUGAGAUUUUUUUUCUUUAAAGUUACUUCCACAGAGUAAAGUGAUCUGAAUUAUAAGUCUCCUCAAACAGCUUGCCCUGGAAGGGUUCAAGCAGCUCCGCCGUGGCUGGCCAGGCUGCGGGAUGUCCCCGACGCCCCCGAGAACCGUGUGGCAGUACGCUGAGUUGGCCUGGCUGUCCUCGUGCUUUGCUGUGGUGGCCCCAAAUCACAGCUCCCAUCUGAAUCCCGGCAGCCCGUGCACAGCUGGGUCCUUGGUGGAGAAGUGUUGGAGGCUGCGCCUGGACACCUCCCAUGGGGACGGUCCUUGUCCCCAUGAGGCGAUGGUGGAGCUGCUUCUCGGACAAAAGUGGAGGGACCGAGUACAGCCCCGUGGGCCCACGGGAAUGGGAGAUGGGGUGAGCCAGGGCGAGCCACUGGCACAGCCCCACUGCCCACGCCAUUGGCACGGCUGCCGCUGCCCGGGCAUGUUGCCAAAGCAUCGCUCACCACGUGGGAGAUCCCUGGACCUUUUACCAGCAGCCUGUGGCCGCAUGCUGCCCUCAGUACGGCAUGGCACGGCAAGGGGAGCGUGGCCCAGGGGUGCGGAGGUCAGGUGCCUGUGCUGCUGCUGCCAAAUUCACACUUGUGGAAGUGGGAAAAAGAGCCACCCCAUCAUUCGGGCAUUGGGCCAGGUAAGAGGUAAGAUUGCCGGAGUGCUUUUGUUUUGGAGUGCUUUUAUUUUGCAGUGCUCCGUAACACAGCAAAGUGUGGGUUUAUGUGCAAAGCUGCCCGGCGGUGUGAGUUGCCAUGAGAAACCAUCGGGUUAAAGUGUGAGCAUCCCACUCCGUUCUGCAGUGGGCAUCUCGUGCGUGCGUGUCGUGCCCUCGUUGGGCCGAACAGUGAAAAACACAGCCACUGCUCUGAGCGGGAAUGGUGAGUCCCCUUCGGUGGGUGUAUUUUGAUAUUGUUCUGGUGGUAUCGCGCACUCACAGCCGCGAUUUCCCCACCUCGCAGGUGUUACCUGUUCAGUUUGUUCCAGUGGCAGCACCAGGUUAAAUCACCCCCUGGACAGACCUGGCAGGGUUUGGAGAGGGUUUGAAAGGGUAGGGGCCAGGACAACCCUGGGUUUCAGUCUGCAAAGGCUCCUAGAGACACCUGCUCUCUCUCCUUUCCAGCUAAUCCCAUUGUAAUCCUUUUAUAAAAUUUCACCUGCCUUUAAAAGUCUGCUGCUGCCCUUUUGGAAGGACGAACCUGUUUUCCAAGCGAUAAUUGCACUGCCCAUCUGCCAAGGGCAGGCAUAUCUCA
This is a messenger RNA of Aquila chrysaetos chrysaetos, 3380 nucleotides long. RefSeq lists its product as uncharacterized. NCBI's taxonomy places the organism in Eukaryota, Metazoa, Chordata, Aves, Accipitriformes, Accipitridae. The transcript has 3 exons. The coding region runs from base 2219 to 2902 and encodes 227 amino acids. The record is from RefSeq and is a predicted model, not a curated record.